AGCACCGGACAGGGCUGCGUCCCUGCAGGAGGAGCGGUCGAACCGACCUGACAUCACCACAUUCAGUUUAGAGCAGCUGCGCACAGCAUCGCACCAGAACGCAGCCUCCGCUUUACGACUGAAAAGGCAGCUAUUACACAUCAUGGGCAACGUACAGCCCACUAUCGUCCCUUAUGAGGACUUUGAUGUCCUAGCGGAUAUUAAAGCUAUCAGGAAAGCCUGUAAAGGUUUAGGCACAGAUGAAGACGCCAUCGUUCAGAUCCUGGCCAAUCGUUCUGCUGCUCAGCGUGUGGAAAUCAAACAGGCCUACUUUGAAAAGUACGAUGAUGAGCUGGAGGAGGUUCUGAAGAAGGAGCUGACCGGCAGCUUUGAGAACGCCGUCAUCGCUAUGCUGCACCCUCCGCAUGUCUACGUUGCCCAGGAGCUAAGAAAGUCCAUGAAGGGAGCUGGCACAGACGAAGCCGUGCUGGUGGAGAUUCUGUGCACGGCGUGCAACGAGGACAUCAUGAAGUAUAAGGAAGCAUACGUCCAGGUGCAUGAGCGCGACCUGGAAGCAGACAUUGAGGAUGACACCAGCGGGGACGUGAGGAAUCUGCUGAUGUCACUGCUGCAGGCGAGCAGGGAUGAAGGCUACGAGGUGGACGAGGAUUUAGCCGAGCAGGACGCUACAUCUUUGUUUGAGGCAGGAGAAGGCAGGUUUGGCACCGAUGAGUCCACCUUCACCUAUAUCCUCACGCACAGGAACUACCUGCAGCUCCAGGCCACCUUUAAGGUCUAUGAGUCGCUGUCUGGAACAGACAUUUUGGACACUAUUGAUGCUGAGGCCACUGGAACCCUCAAAGACUGUUACAUUACACUGGUGAGGUGUGCGAAGAACCCGCAGCUCUAUUUCGCCCGACGACUUAACGCGGCGAUGAAGGGGUUGGGCACCGAUGAGGACACGCUCAUCCGCAUUAUCGUUGGCCGUUCUGAGAUCGACCUGGAAACGGUGAAGGACAUGUACCUGGAGAAGUACGACGUCACCCUGAAGGACGCUCUGGAUUCUGAGUGCGGUGGAGACUUCAAGCGCCUCCUCAUUCAGAUCCUACACUGAAGCUUCUCAUAUUCAGGCCUUCUUCAACCUCUGCACCCACUCAUUUCUCCUCCUCCUUACUCCUCUGCUUUACCUUUAACAGCUCUCACUUACUCAGUUCAGACUCCUUCCUACCCAUCAUCCUUCCCUCUCCUCUCACACAGUCACUGCAGCAUGGAUCAAAAACCAAUUUGUUCUGUAUGUGACACUGUUGUUCAUAGUGUUUCAGUCCAUACACCUUUGCCAAGAAGAUUGCACUCAGUGGAAUUAUCCCAUAUACAGGGGAGGCACAUCAACAUUUUGUAACUAUAUUUUGGAACUUGCAUGUUCAUCAACUUCACAAUCUGUGUGUGUAAAAUCUGAAAAAGAUUCAAAAAAUGACACAGUAUAAACACCAAUAUGUUGCAUACAUGCAUCAUUAAUGCAAGUCUCUCCAUUCAUCAUUUCUAAGAUGCCUUUUGUAAAAUUAUGCUGAUGCAAUUUCCUUUUUGCUGCAACACUCAAGUGCCGAAUCACAUGUGAUCUCUAACAUCUGAAAACAGCAGAGGUUUCACUCUAGAUGAGGAUAAUACUGUAUGACCCUGUUACCAAAGGACGAUGGAUUUGAGUACAGCAUAUACAGUAGGAUGGGUUUUUGUAGCAACAUCCCUAAAUGCUACCUGGGAUUUUAACUGUUUGUACUUUUGUUUUUAACCACAGCUCACAAGUUGCCUUGUUUCACACAUUUUACUCCAUAUAUUAAAUAUUGGGAUUAGAUUAACUGCAACCCAAAAGUCAGACGUCUGCAGAGCCCCUAAAGGGACGUGGAUAGAAAAAUAGUUUCCGGUUUGUAUGAGAAACUUAGCUUUUGUUGAUCAUAUUGUUUUUUCAUUGCCUGCACCCCUUUGGGAGGUGAGCAGAAGUCAGUGUAGAUCAUUGCACAUUUUUCCAUUUUUAGUUGAUGAUGACAUUGUUGCACAGGACAUAAACCAAGCUCUGUAACUCCUGAUGUUGUGUAAUUGAAUCUGAGCUAAAUUUUAUGUAAAACCAUUACACUUAUAAAUAACUAUGUUAGAAGUAGAUAAUGUUGUGUUGUAAUACAUGGAAUUACACAAAACACUAAAGUAAGGUGUUGCAUAAUAGAAAUGUGUAUGUAGUAAUAAUAAAUUCGAACUCUACGUAAAGUUCAUACUUCAUUAUUACUUGGUAUUUAUUACCAGCAGAGCGCAGGAUUACAGUAUACCACUGGAGAUGUAUGUAUGUAUGUAUGUAUGUAUGGAUGUAUGGAUGGAUGGAUGGAUGGGUGGCACAGUGGUGUGGUGGAUAGCACCGUCAUCUCACAGCGAGAAGGUCCUGGGUUUGAUUACUGGAGGCGGCCCGGGUGUCUUUCUGAGUGGAGUUUGCAUGUUCUCCCUGUGUGCACACAUGCAACACGUCUUUUCAACUUUUAGUUUUGUUUGCUUUUGUCGCUAUGUAGAGCCAGGUUUGCUUCUGUUGGCUAAUGUUAGGCGAUGUUGUCUUGCUUAACCUGGGCCAUGUAAGUAGUAGUAGUAUGUCAGUAGCUUUGAUAGCCUCCCAAAUUAUAUUCAGCUACAUUGUCUCAUUUAGCAUGAGCCAUGUAAGUCAUGAAUUUCUGAGAAUUUAAUUACAGUAAGUCAUGCCUUGUAGCAGUGUUAAAUUACUGUUGUUAAAUUACUAUUGUUAUUAAACAAUUCUUAUGUUCCAACGUUUCGUUCACGCGGUCUCCGACCCGGGUCUCAUAGACUUCCACGGUGUCUCAUAGAGCCUAUGGGCAAGCAACAUACUCAUUGUGCAAUGAAGACAAUUCCACACACCUGUGCCCAUUAGUCUGUGCUGGGUCAUUGUGCUUUCUGGAUCGUUUGAAGUCUGCUGCCUGUCUCUUAUCUUUGCUUGUUAAGGGAGAACUGUGAGGACCUCAUGCCAUGUUAGCCAUGCACAGUAAGUCAUGCAUUUUAGUAAAUGUGAGCCAUGCAGUUUGUUUUGCUAGUCUAAAUAGCCAUGUUUGCCAUGUUAGCCUUAAUUAGCCAUGGAGGAGCAGGAUGGCUUUUGGCUAAAAUGUAACUUUCCUUCUUUGAGUCUUGCAGGAGGUGCAGCGAAGCUGUCAUCCAGAGGGUAGCCACUGAAAUGCAGGGUAAAUGGCAUGGGAGGGAUCUCUAAUAAUCUUGCUUGCUAGCCUGAGUGCAUGCUGAUUGUGGAUUUGGGACAGUGUUCUAAUUGGUUGGCCAAUGAUUUUGGAGCACACUUUGACACAGUUCUGUAGUUGAUUCCUGUUCUGUAGGAUGGUGGAGUGGAACCAGCAGGUUAUGGCGAAUGGCUCCCUUAGCUCUCUGUUUGGUUGAUAUUGUAGUCCCCAUCCUCCUGUUUUGUUAGUUGUGUCCUUUAGUUUAUAAAGGAGUGUUUUUUGGUUUUGUCUUGCCCAGUUUAUCUGCUUGUGUGUGCUUUGACCGUAGGUUCGUUGUAGACCUUUUGUGAAUUUAUUAAAAGGUUUUAUGGGACCUAACUUGUUCUCUCUGCCUCUGAUCUAGUCCAACGAACAAUCAAGAUCCACACCAAUGGUGGAUCACAACACCACUCCAAGUCCUGGAUGGAUGUAUGUGACUAAUGCAGUUAAAACUGAGAUGCAUCCUACUUUGGGAGGGACGGUGGGUGGGACCACUUCCCAGUGCCCCCCCCCAGUCCCUCCAUCAGUAGGGUGCCCCUCACAGACCUACAGCAAGUGAAAAAGGGGGAAUAAUGUACAUGUAGUAUUAUGUAUUAAUGUAGGAAAGCGAGGCACUGGGGUAUGGGUAUGUAUUUCAUAAUAAUACUAAUUUAAAAAAUGUUUGUGAUUACAGUACUUCAUAAUUUCAUUGUUCAAUUUACAUAUUUGUCUCUAAUUUACUUAUAUAUGUAUUUAAUUCAUAAUAUCCUAUUAUUUAUUAAAUUAUUUAUUAUUAUUCAGCUAUUUGGAGUUCCACUUUGAUGCAGUAGAUGGGUUAUCAGACCUGUUCUGUGGUAAUGACCAAGUUGGUUCAGGGGAUGACUGAGAACUCAAAGGUGUGCCAGAAGCAGAUUGGAGGCUUGGAACUUCCACAUUAUCAUAAUUAUUCUCACUUUGGGACUUCCAGCCCGUACUUAUCACAGAUAAUUUAGUUAUGGGGUUCCAUGUAUGCCUUACCUGCUAGCAUCUUGCUAGCCUGCUUCUGUGCUGCCACUGUAAGAUCAGUGCCCUUUUUGGUGUCUUUCAGUCCAGCUUUGUUCAGCCACUGGUAGGAUUUGUCAAAUUCAGCCACUUCUUCUAUCUGUCGUGGUACAUACUGUGCAUACUGGGUUUGUUCUUCCAUGAGGGUUCCUCCUUUUCCUUCAUCUCCUCUGGUUUCUGCUGCCUGAGGUAUUUACUAAACAUGUCGGCUGUUGGGACCUGUCGGGAUCCUGGGCUGGCUCUGCCAGCCAUCCUGUUGUUUUUACCCUGGAUCACACUUUCUCCCUCUCCUUGGACCAUGCCCACUACCUCUCUUUUUCUCUGUAGUCUCCUGGCAAUCAGCCCAACUUGCCACACCUGUACUUCCCCUCUGCUUACCUUUAAAGACUCCUGCAGCACAGCACUCUGUGCUGGGUCAUUGUCUCACUAUUACCUUGUCACAAUAUCACCUCAUCGCGCCAUGUUGGUCAUGUCAGGUCGGUUGCCAUGCUCUAGGUCUGUUGUUGCUUUCAUGCAAUGCUUUAGUUUUGUUGUUCGAACCUUGCCACGCUAUAGUCUCGUUGUUCACUCCAGGCCAUGUAUUAGACUCGUGUUUAUGCCAGGCCACACCAUAGUUUCGUGUUCAAGCCAGGCCACGCCAUACUGUUGUCUCGGUGUUCACGCCAGGCCACGCCAUAGUCUCGGUGUUCACGCCAGGCCACGCCAUAGUGUAGUCUCGGUGUUCACGCCAGGCCACACCAUAGUCUCGGUGUUCACGCCAGGCCAUGCCAUAGUCUCGUGUUUACGCCAGGCCACGCCAUAGUCUCGGUGUUCACGCCAGGCCACACCAUAGUCUCGGUGUUCACGCCAUGUUGCAAGCUUUUUGUUCACAUAGGCCAUAUUGCUAGCCACAUUUUGCUCAUGCUGUGCCUUUGCCUCGUUCUGCUCGUUUUUGUUUUUUUUAUGUUUUUUUUUUUGUUUGGCCAGGCCUCAGCCACAUUGUUAAGUUUGGCCUCCUGUUGGAUUCUGUUUGUUUUAAAGGAGUGUUUUGUGUUUGGUUGAAAAUAAACUGUGUCCAUAGAUUCCUGGCCGUCACUGUGCUCUGACUCAGUCCAAACAGACUUUCAAAGCCCCAAUCUGCCAUUUUGUGUGGCGGAUUUUGACAGGACCAUCUUCCUGAUGUAUUCAUAUAUCUCAGUUGUUUCAUCCUAGAUAGUGACUCCUUCCUUCUGCUUAGCUUACAGACUCAGGGUGCUGGAUUUGGGGUUAAACCCUCUAUGCAUUGUACUGAGCCUCCUUGUCUUGAUGUCAGUGGCUUCUAUCCCCUCUUUUUGCCAGCUUAUUAUGCCAGGAGGGUACCUGAUGACCAGGAGGGUGUAGGUGUUGAUCACUCGUACUUUGUUCUUUGUUCCCAUUUAGCUGGCUUCUCAGGACUUGCCUUACCCUUUGGAGGUACUUAGUGGUUGCUGUUUUCCAUGCGGCCCCUCGUGACUACCAUUUGCCUGUGGGAUUCCAAGGUAGCUAUCCCCACAUCUGCUACAGUAUCUUGCCUUCUGGUAGUUCUAUACCCUCAGUCCUGAUUACCUUUCCUCUCAUUGCUACCAUUCGACCACACUUACAGUCCGCAUGACAUUCCAAUGUCUUGGCUGUAUAUCCUGGUGGUAUGUAUCAGUGAGUUGAGUUGAUAUCCAUGUAGAGGAGGUGGCUUUUUGCUGCGUUAUUCAGCAGUCGGUAUCCAUGCCAGACCUAUGCAGAACAGCAGCAGGGACAGAGCAUCUCCUAUAUGGUAUAUGCUGCACUUGAUGUUGACUUGGAAAUUGGCUUGGAGUUGGCCUCUAGGGUUGUUUUCCACUCUCCCAUUGCGUUCUGGAUGAAGGUUUUUGGAGUCCUGCUGAUCUUGAUAAAGUAUUUCAUGAUCAAUGUAUGAGGCAUUGAGCCACAGGUUGGUAUGUCUGGUCUUACAGUUUCGGGUGACUGCUUUGUCUACCAGUAGCUGGUGAUUUUCUCCCCUGGUGUUACUACCAAUUCUUGGCUGCUAUGAUGUGUUGCUCCUCUAAGUUCAGAGGGCAUACGGUGUGCUGGAACAGAGAGUAAACAGAGGACAUGUUUUGUACGUUUUAUUUCCCCCAAAGAGGAAGGAUUUAUCUCACAUUAAUCUAGCGAAUAACAAUACAACAACACAAGUCAUACAUUUAAGUAAAACCAUUAAACUCCAUCAAUGAUUCAAUAUUUUUUUUACUUGUGUAAUUAUUAAAGGAAAACUUCACUGAUUUUCAAUGGGGGCUGUCUAUAUCCUGGUGGUAUGUCUAAAAUGACCUUGGGUAGUAUGUAAGAAUAAAGGCACACUCAGAUUACUCCAUAUUAUCUAUGCAGAGAAAUCCAUUUCCAAGCUGCUUAUUCCCUAAUGCGGGGUCACGGGGGUGCUGGAGCCUAACCCAGCUGGCUCGGGCGAGAGGCAGGGUACACCCUAGACGGGUCGCCAGUCCAUGGCAGGGCAACACAGAGACAUACAACCAUUCACACACACAAUCACACCUACACCAAUGGAGAGAGGCCAAUCAACCUAAUGCACAUCUUUGGACUGUGGGAGGAAGCCGGAGAACCCCGGAGAGAACCCACGCAAAACGUCCAAACUCCACGCAAGAACCUUCUUGCCUUCUUAUGAGGCGACGGUGCUACCCACCGCACCACCGUGCCGCCCUGCAGAGAAAUCAUAUUUAUGAAAUGUAUUCCACUGCAAAAGUCUUCCGACACAGCUCAGAAGACUUUUUGCCUCAGGCUCACAGACUGUAACUAGUGCUUCCUGGUUUCCUCUGUACCUGCCCCAGUAACGGUCGAGCUGAGAGGGGGCGGCAUUAGCCUUCUGGAGCAAAACUGCAGGAGUAGUCCAGGACAUGCAUGAGAGGAGUAUGACGGCGGUCAGAUGUGCUGUAGGUCAGACAGAGGAGUUCAAGGUGGAGGUGGGACUACACCAAGGAUCAGCUUUAAGUCCCUUCUUGUUUGUUAUGCUGGUGGACAGGCUACCAGACAGGAAUCUCUCUGGAUAAUUAUGACAUUGUAAUCUGCAGUAAAAGUAGAGAGCAGGUGGAGGAACAGCUGGAGAGGUGGAGGUUUGCUUUGGAAAGAAGAGGCAUGAAAGUCGGCCCUAGUAAGACAGCGUCUUACUUAAUCUUAGGUAAUCUUAAGAUUAAUACAUGUCUUAAUACCUGCGUCUAAAUGAGAGGGGUCAAAAUGGACCGCCGAUGACCUCAGCGCCCUGACGGACCAGGAAGAGCAGAAUAAGCCGCAUAAAAGUCUCAGCCAAGACAGACAGAGGACCAGACAAAGCCACGGUCAAAACAACUUGGGGGAGGGUGUAGCUCCAGGCUAUAAAAGAACACUGUAAGCACGGUGGUGCGGUGGGUAGCACCGUCGCCUCACAGCAGGAAGGUUCUGGGUUCGCACAUUCUCCCCAUGUUCUCUCCGGGUUCUCCAGCUUCCUCCCACAAUCCAAAGACGUGCAUUAGGUUGGCCUCUCUCCAUUGUCCAUCCAGCACCCCCGAGACCCCGCCUUAGGGAAUAAGCGAUUUGUGAAAUGAAUGAAUGAAUGUAAGUGUUCUAUCUUUUUUAUUUCUGUAGUGUGUAUUUAGGUUCUGUAUUGUGUACACAAAAUGUACAAAAAUGUGGCUGUGGUGAGUGCAAACUAUGUUGUUUUAAUUUUUGUUUGCGAUUGGACAAUGAAGGGUCCUGCCUGGAUGCUGGAAUGCUGAUAGUGGGUUAUAGCCUCCAGCAGAACUUUUUAACCAGUGCUCCUGUUGACAACGAGGACAUUCGGCGGCUCCAACGCAGAAGAGGGAAAACGAUGUACGACAGCCCCGAUGUCGAUGAAGGAGACAGGUAGACUUCGCCUCAUGGGACGUGCUGACUCCCACGGGUCAUCGGUAGCUAGUGCAGCGCUAGCUAGUUGUGGCAGUUAUGUUGGAGAGAACCUCAGAAUGGAGUGCUAUUAAUUUCUGUGAAACUUAGGGGGAUAUACAACACAUAGUGUAAUUGGGGAAUAAGAGUACUUAGAACUCAGGGUGCUAUUCUUUUAAACCUCUGCUCGUUUUCGGGUCAUAUCUGACUGAUUUACAACUUAAAACACAAGUAUUGUGUUUUUAAUUACUUCAAGGUUUUAUGAUCCUCCACACUAUGCACUUGAACAUAUAAAAGUGAUGAUCACAUCUUUCAGUGAAUUGUUUUAAAACAAGAUUAGCGCAUAAUUAACAAUGCUAACAUUGCUGUACAAGGCUAACAUGGCUACACAUGGCUGACUGUAAGUUAGCAAGUCAAGUGUGGUGGUGUCGAAGUUUGCCCCACCCACCUUCCAGCCAAGAUUGGGAAUAAGUGGCUCCCUGGGAGGCAGGCCAGGCUGGUGCCUUCAAGUACAGGUGAACACCUGAUUAGGGCUCUUUGUUGGCUUGUGGCUGGUGCCCAUGAGCGCAGGUGAGCACCCGAAUAAGAUCUUUUGUGGUUUAUCCGUGGCUGCAGUGGUGCGCCUGUGUACGAUCACUACAGGUAAGGGGAGCUGCUGUAGGUGUGGUAGAGAUGGCGAAAUCGAAGCCUCAUGAAUUACGGAGCAACUAUGACACAGUUGGUCUGAAAUCGACACAUUGCUCGACACCAUUUGACACAGUCAGAACAACGACAUCUGCUGAUUGUGUGUGAGAACUGCAUCAGAGCAGACUGACCAAACCCUCGCUGAUACGUGGUUGUUCAGGAUCACAGUCCAUGUUUUAUUGUCAAAUAAGUUGUUUAAUCAAAGGUGUGUAAUUGUUUUUCUCUGUGGAUAAUAAUAUAACAGUACCCUUGACAUGGUGAAUACUUUUGAUAGUCCAAUGUUAUUAGAGCUGCAUUUGGUGCUUCUGCAACUCUGUUUAUUACUACAUUGAGGAGAAAUGUUUGUCAUUUAGUUAAAUCAAAGACCUUUAUUUAUUUUAUUUUUCCACAAAACAUGACUUUAAUCACAUCCGCCACCUCUCCAGCUUUGGAGAAGAGCCGUUUGCACGGCACUGAUGUCUGGAUAAGACAGAUAUUUUUAUUGAAAUUGCGACUUUUCAAAAUGUAGUUUUAGUCUUUAAUUACAUUUUGAAUUUGUCAUAAAUACAUUACAGAUAUCCGUAAUGUGAAAAUUGCCGAUCUUAAAGAUCGUCUAUCAUCUUAUAGAUCAUCUCCGGACCGCUUGCCAAGUUUAUAAAGCUCUGACAUAUUGAACCAGUCCGUUCAAACUGCAGAUAAGCCGCUCGGCAGUCACAUGACGUAACGACGCCUCUCGCUCUCAUUGGUCACGUGAUUCGGAACGCGCUCGAGAUUCUGCUUUACGACACUUCCGCUUCAAGAGAUCGAUGCUGAGUCGAGUGGGAGGUCUCGAGUUGGACAUCUCUAAGGUGUCGUGAUGCAGGGUUUUGCCCCCCCCCCCCAGGCACAGCGCUUAUGAGCGAUUCUUUUUCAAGAGCCGGACCCCUUCAGAAAGCCGGCGUCAUAAUAAAAGCUAUCCGGGCUGGCAUUAGCUCGAGUCGCGGCGGGUGGUGUUCAGGUAACAGACUGAUCUUGCCUUUAAAUCCCUCAGUUUCUCCCUGCCUGGUAGUUUACCGUUUUUAAUUUAUCGCGCCAGCGGCUGGGGAGAGCGGAGUCUCGCUGGUAGACGACAACUGCGGGGGCAGCGACCGGGAAGCACAGCUACGCUACAAUCCAGACUACUGCUUUGGGUCUGGAUAAAAGUGACCCACGGGUUUGUGCCCUUCCCCGACGCUGCUGUUUCUGGCUUCUUCUUUUUAUUGUGUCUCGGUUUUGCCAAGGUUUCGACCCUUCGUCCAGGAUCUAAGAGGCGGAAACCAGUGAUUCUUGGCGUGUGUUUGGAGGUGUGUGUGUGAGUGUGUCUAAGCAUUAUAACUGUUGAUUCAUCUCUAUUUUUGUUAAUCUAGGUUGGUUGUUUUGGUUUCUAUUUUGUUGUUUUUGUUACUUUGUUUAUUUUUGUUUGCCGUGGUUUUGCAUGGUGUGAUUUGGUAUUAAUUUUUAUUGUUUAUAUUACUUACCUUGUGUGGUGUAUUUUAAUUGAGCAAUACAUUUUUAAGAAUAAAUAUUGUCGAGCUUGAACGUCCUCCUCUGCCCCCCCUGGCGUCCUUUCCGUGCGGGGUCUUGCUGUCACAAUCUGGGUUUUUUGUUUCUCGUUUUAUUCUGAAGGACUCUGGCUUCACUUAUGUUUUGAUUUCCUGUUUUAGUGUAGCAGUUCCGGUUUCCAGUCUCAUCUCAUUAGCUCCAGUCUUACUUCCGGUUUUCGUUACUCACACCUGUCUAUAAUCAGUAAUUACUUAACUGUGUAUUUAAGCACCACCAGUUCCCAUAGCCCAUUGCCAGAUUGUCGUAUGCUAGUCAUCACCUUCCAGCGCUUCAUCAUCCUGCCUGUAUGUUCCUCGAUCCUGUUUCGUUUUCUUGACUCCUGAUUCCCGUCUGCUCCUGAACUGUACUGUCGCCUGGAAAGAUCUAGUGAUACCGACCUGACCGCCUGACAUUGAGAUAGCCUGCUCCUUACCGGUACUGUAAACCUUGUCAUCCUGUUACCGAUACUCUGCCUGUCCCUGGACCUGAUUCAGCCUGCUCCCUCUGUACCGAAACCUGAGAUUCCUUGUGCAUGACCUGGACCGUCUGUUAUAACGAGAACUGUAUUAAACCUUUAAACUCCA
Betta splendens (Siamese fighting fish) is the source of this 10933-nucleotide messenger RNA. Its product is annotated as annexin A13-like. Lineage: Eukaryota; Metazoa; Chordata; Actinopteri; Anabantiformes; Osphronemidae. Gene Ontology annotation, molecular function: calcium ion binding; calcium-dependent phospholipid binding. The record is from RefSeq and is a predicted model, not a curated record. The coding region runs from base 143 to 1093 and encodes 316 amino acids. The transcript has 11 exons. Gene Ontology annotation, cellular component: cytoplasm.